Molecule: messenger RNA, 2059 nt
Organism: Triplophysa dalaica
Lineage: Eukaryota; Metazoa; Chordata; Actinopteri; Cypriniformes; Nemacheilidae
Product: globoside alpha-1,3-N-acetylgalactosaminyltransferase 1-like
Exons: 8
Coding region: 39-1094 (351 amino acids)
Biological process (GO): carbohydrate metabolic process
Cellular component (GO): Golgi apparatus; vesicle; membrane
Molecular function (GO): hexosyltransferase activity
Source: RefSeq, a predicted model, not a curated record
CAGACAUAAAGUUAAGACGGGAACAAGAUCCAACAAUUAUGCUGAUUCGUAAUAAUUUCCUUUAUUUAUUUGCUGGAAUGACAGUGGUUGGGCUCCUUUUUCUGGGCUACUCCUCCAAUUGGCUGAGACCUCAACAAAAAGACAGCAUCAACAUAGAGUGGAGGCAUGAAGACUUGAACUCAACGCCUAGGCCAGUGGAAAAGCAUGGAGACUUGACAUUGCACUCCUCACCUGGGCUGCACUACAAACAGCCCAGUGCCUUGGAUGCUCGAAGAGAUAUUGCUACUGUAUCAUCAUGGUUGGCACCAAUUGUUUGGGAGGGAACCUUUGAUCCUACACUCAUCGACGACAUCUACAAACCAAAGAACCUCACCAUAGCAACUACUGUUUUUGUAGUGGGAAAAUACAUGAUAUUUUUGAAAGACUUUCUGGAGUCAGCAGAAGCACAUUAUUUUGUUGGAUAUCGAGUGCAUUAUUACAUAUUUACAGAUCAACCAGAAGCCAUCCCUUAUGUAAAGCUUGGUGGAGAACGAAAGCUGAUAGUGCGGAAGGUACCGAGUUCGAAUAGGUGGCAGGACAUCAGUAUGGGCAGGAUGGCAGCAUUGGAAAAACUAACUGAGAGUGAACUGGACAAUGAGGCUGACUACAUUUUCUGCUUCGAUGUGGAUGCAAAGUUCCAUGCCCGCUGGAGUGUGGAGACUUUAAGUAAUCUGGUAGCAGUGAUUCACCCUUGGUAUUAUAAUUAUCCAAGGGAAAAAUUCACAAAUGAACGUAGACCAGAGUCAGAAGCGUUUAUCCCGCAUGAUGAAGGUGAUUUUUAUUACGCUGGUGGCGCAUUUGGUGGCAGAGUGCAGGAGGUGCAUAAUCUCACCAAAACAUGCACUGAGAAGCAGAGUAUUGAUCGUGCUAAAUCCAUCGAGGCACUAUGGCACGAUGAGUCUCACUUGAACAGGUAUUUUCUUUACAACAAACCUAGCAAGCUGCUCUCUCCCGAGUAUCUAUGGCGAGAUAUAAAUGCUGGAUCAAAUGAAGUAAAAGUCAUUCGUUUCACUAGUGUAGCUAAAAAUAUGGCAGAGGUUCGCCCAAAUGUAUAGCAACGUUACAAAUGGCAAUAUUCACCUGCAUUAACUUGUUGUGAUCAUGCAGGCCUCAGAUGUGCCAAAAGGUAAUACUCAGGGAAAAUAAAAAUUAUUUGCUAGUCAAGCGGACAGUAACAGGACAUGAAAACUGGCCAGAUAUAAACCAGGAAGUUGCGAAAGAAAAUUUACGGAAAGCAUAACUAAUAUUUAUUUUUUCUGGCAUCAUCAAUAUUUAAAAUUGGAUGUCUGAUAUGUUUUAUAUGUAAAACCCAAAAAUAAAAAAGGCAAUAAAUAUAAGAUGAAAAACACAUAAUGAGAUUAAAUAUAAGGAAGUAUACUGAGCUAAUACCCAGAUAGCACAAGUACAUCUGUAAGAUUUCUGCUAAAGAUCUGGAGAUCUGGAAAAAAUUAGCUGUGGAAAAACUAAACAUCUUAGAAAAAGCUGUUGUUCAUCCAUUCUAAAUCAUACAGAUCUUACAGACAUCUUCUAGAGGUCUAUAUGACAUCAGACUGCAGACACCUCAGAGAUGUAGGUCCAAUGAACAAACAGCAUUUUGCGGUCUUGCAGAUGAAAAUUCGGAUGUACGUGUACUAUCAGGGUAGAUGCAUUUGGGGAGGAAAAUCAGUCAGGUAUCAAUUUGUCAUCUGUAAAAUAUUUUCCUCAUACUGUAAUUUAAGAAACUGAGUUAAAAUUGAUGGUUGAAAGUUGGUGGAAUCUUUUGGUUCAUUUCUGUGUGAUUGGUUUUGGGUUGUUUGGCUCGACGGGCUUCUGGUUGUCUAGGAAAGAUGCAAGGUCUGUACAUCAGGAAAAGCAAUAGCUGGUCUAUGGUAAAAUACGUACAGACCAGAACAUUUUUCAGGGUCUUCUGUGUAAAUAUGGUCUUUUCAAUACUAGAUGCAUGUAAACAUAAAAACAUUUUGAGGAACUACAAAGCUGGAGAUACCAAAAAAAUAUUUGCAUUAUUAAAUUAUUGAUUUUG